Molecule: messenger RNA, 909 nt
Organism: Medioppia subpectinata
Lineage: Eukaryota; Metazoa; Arthropoda; Arachnida; Sarcoptiformes; Oppiidae
Source: the annotation of a GenBank genome assembly
CACAAAAAGUUAUCAAAUGACAGACCAUUAAAUUCGCCCAAAACUGAAGACAACAGCGAUUUAGACCUCGAUAUCAGUAAUUCUAUUAAGAAUGGAAUUCUCUAUAUUGAAGACAUCACUGAAAAGAAGUGGAAAACAUAUUACUUUGUAUUGACUCAAGAAAAGCUAUAUUAUGUCGAACCCAAUGCUGAGGAAGAAGACGACGACGAAGAAGAGGAGAAUAUUUAUGGGACAAGAGAUUCGGCGGAGUUGUAUGAGAACAACGCCUAUGAAAUGCAUUUCGGAGAGACUUGGUUUCACGGAAAAGUCAAACGAGCGGAGGCCGAGUUAUUGCUGAACAGGUAUUUAUGCGGUGAUAACAGCAGUGACGGCACAUUUCUGGUCAGAAACAGUGAAUCAAAUUCUGGUGAAUUUUCCCUGUCAUUCAUAUACCAGAAUCACAUCCAUCACAGUAUUAUAUAUCACACCAACGAUACUCAAAACAAGACUUAUAACCUCAACAAAUACAAAACCUUUCCGAGUCUUUAUGAACUCAUAGCCUAUUAUCAGAAGCAUCCGCUUCGGAGUCAAAAGUUUCAGGAGUUGUAUUUGAAAACUCCUGUUCCGCAACCAAAUUCACACGAAGACAAGGAAUGGUUUUACAAGAAUAUGACCCGAUCUCAGGCCGAAGAUCUGCUCAGAAGACUGAGAAAUAACGGCGCUUUCCUCGUCCGGCCGAGUGAGAGAUCCCACUCUGAAGACGACAAUCUAUUUUCUAUUUCUUUUAGAGCUGAGAAUAAGAUCAAACACUGCCGUAUAAAACGCGAGGGAAGGCUAUAUUUGAUCGGAAGCGCAGAAUUUGAAAGCCUUACAGAACUUAUUGAAUAUUACGAGAAGAACCCACUCUAUAGGUUGAGUAUUGAGAUUUGA